Anopheles maculipalpis is the source of this 4292-nucleotide messenger RNA. RefSeq names its product chaoptin. Gene Ontology annotation, molecular function: protein binding. Bases 1 to 4266 code for a protein of 1421 amino acids. The transcript has 5 exons. NCBI's taxonomy places the organism in Eukaryota, Metazoa, Arthropoda, Insecta, Diptera, Culicidae. The record is from RefSeq and is a predicted model, not a curated record.
AUGCCUUUCUCUCAAACAACAGGCGUGUGUGACAAGCAGCAUCUCCACCAAAAUAUGACGCGAAUAAUUACCAACAAUUUGACCAGGCUUUUGUUGCUGCUCGCGUGCACCCUAACUCCCAUUUCGUGUGCGUGGCGCCCAUGCACCGAUCUCGACGCGCUGCUUAAAAUACCAUGUCGGUGCAAUAUUGAGACCGCUGGAAACAACAGCCAGUAUGUUUUCGUGAACGUAAACUGCGAUCGUACUACACUGACAGCCCCGUUUCCGAGCGGCAUUCCAAUAAUCUCAUUUUCGCAGCGUCACAGCGGCCAUCAAACAUUGCCGGAUCUAUCCAUCCUUAAUGCUCCAGUGCGGAAGCUGGACUUUUCCAACAAUGCCCUCCGAUCGUUCGGUACCAAGACACUGUUUGGUAGUGUCGCCGAAUACCUUACCGAGCUACGAUUGGCCAACAAUUUGCUCGGCGACAGUCUGAAUCCAAUAUUUUCCACCGAUGUCCUGCAGGCGCUUCAAGCGCUCAAAGUGUUCGAUCUGUCUGGCAACCGUAUUAUCGCACUCGAGGAAAGUAUUUUCGAUGGCAAUCGACGGCUGGUGGAGCUAUAUCUCGACCAGAACAAGAUCACCAUGAUCCCAGUGGCGGCAUUGAAGGAACUGACCAGUUUAAAGCUGCUAUCACUGCGAAGUAAUCGCAUCGAUUCACUGGAACCUGACGCAUUCAACUUUGCCAACAAGCUGGAACGGUUGGAUCUUCGCAACAAUCGCAUUCGUAGUCUGAAAUCGAAAGCGUUCGCCAAUCUUGCCAGCAUGAAGGAGGUAUUGCUGGCGGGUAAUCAAAUAAGUCACAUCGAUGAACGCGCCUUGGCUGGGAUGGAUGUGCUGCAAAAGUUGGACCUCUCGGAUAACUUGCUGUCCGAGUUCCCAUUGGAAGCGCUUGGUUCUGUAGUAUCGCUGAAGGUGCUUAACGUAUCGCUCAAUAAUAUUGCCAAACUAGAUUCGAACCAUUUGGCGCAAAUGAAAAAUCUUCAGAUUCUCGAUAUCAGUCGAAAUACGAUAGCCACAAUACUGCCGGGAACAUUCCGCGAGCAGCUACUGCUGAAGUAUCUGGACUUGAGUCUCAAUUCUCUGCGGACGAUCGAAGACGAUGCAUUCGAGGGAUUGGACAAUCUGCAAACACUCAUUCUGCGAGACAACAACAUUCUCUUUAUCCCAGGCAGUGCUCUCGGGCGGCUGCCGAAGUUGUCGAAUCUGUACUUAGAUUUUAAUCGCGUUGCAGCUCUAUCUUCAAGCAUACUGAAAUCAAUUCAACCGGAAAAUAUUCGCUACCUUUCAUUGUCCCGUAACGUCAUACGCGAACUGCCGGGCGAUAGCUUUGCGGCAUUCCGCAAACUUAUAUAUCUGGACAUUUCUGGCAAUAACUUGGGAGUGAUAGGCGAGGACACAUUCAAAGGAUUGGACGGCACGUUGCUGGAAAUCAAACUUUCGUUCAAUCGUAUUGCAUCGCUCCGCAAGAUCGUGCUUCCAAAGUUACGACGAUUGGAUUUAAGCUCGAACAGCAUCGAUGAUCUGGCGAUCGAUUCGUUCCAUAGCCUUAACAAUCUGCUGUAUCUAAACAUGAGCGGCAACGAACACAUCGGCCAGGUAACACGCACGAUGAUAUACCCGCUAAUCAAGCUACAGGUGAUCGACAUUAGUCACUGUGGAUUGAAGAUGCUACAGGCCGAUCUGUUCCACAACAACACUGAUCUGCGAAUUGUGCUGCUCAAUUCUAACCAGCUGAAAGUGAUCGAGGAAGGAACGUUCCUGAAUCUGAACAAUCUCUUCGAUUUAUCGCUGGCGGACAACGGCUUAGAGCAGUUGCGCCCGCGCUCGUUUGUUAACACGGUCAACCUACGAUCACUCAACCUCCGACAGAACGCAUUACAGGAGCUGCGUGCUGAUAUGUUCACGACAGAGACUGCUCUCGAGAUGCUUGAUGUGUCUCACAAUAUGCUUAAAAGCUUCACCUCUAACACACUGAAGAUACAUCCGCGCCUCAGAAAGAUUCUGCUAGCAAACAAUCGGUUGGAAGUGUUCCCGCCUGAAUUGAUUGCUGGUCUGGAUCAUCUCGAGGUGAUCGAUCUUUCCGGCAACCGACUCUCUACCAUUCAGCAACUUGACUUCGGUCGUUUGGUAAAUCUCCGGGAAUUGUACUUGCGUGCGAACGUAAUAGACUCGGUACAGGACAUGGCCUUUCACAACUCUUCCCAGCUGCAGAUUCUCGAUCUGGCCUCCAACCGACUCGAUCGCUUGUCUGAACGUUCGUUCGAAGGUACACUCCGUCUGGACUUGCUCGAUCUCAGUGAUAACAAACUGACAAGCCUACCAGAACAAGUGCUGGCCAAAAGCCGCGUACAGCGACUCGAACGUGUUUCGCUCGCCGGUAACAAGCUGUCCAGCGUGCCUGUAGCAGCCUUCGGUGAUCAACACGACACACUGCAGACACUGGAUUUGAGCAACAACGCUAUUCGAGAAGUACCACGGGCCGGUCAUAUGCUUAUGAUUAACGCUAAACAUGUCGACUUUUCCUACAAUCCCCUCACCCCGGAAGCAAUCGCCACCGUGCUCGGCCAGCCAAAAACGGUACGCUCCCUGAAUCUAGCCGGAACGGGCGUCCGAGAACUUCCCGUACUCGAAACACCGUACCUUCGUAGUUUGAACCUUUCCUACAACAACAUCUCGGCGGUGAGUCCCAAAGCUUUCGAAAAAGUAACGCUGCUCGAACGGCUGGAUCUAUCGCACAACGCAAUUGUCGAUGCGGAUGGAUUGCGGGAUAUCUGGCCAAAGCUGGGAUUGCUCAGCUACCUCGACCUGUCGAGUAACCCGAUCCGCUCGAUCACCGCACAGACGUUCGAACGGCUUGAAGGUCUAUCGGAGUUGUAUAUUCGCGAGCUUCCCGAACUAGCACGACUCGAAAAGAACGCGUUCAAACCGUUGAAAGAUCUUGCUGUACUGGAAGCAUAUCAGUACGCGAAGCUGGGGUACAUCGAUGUGCAGGGCAUUGUGCAAGAGUUACCAGCGUUGGCUGCAGUUGACAUUGAGGCAAAGGAUGCCAAUCUGGAGUCGGACCAGCUUCAAGUCUUGCACCAUCCCAAACUACACACAUUGGGCCUGCAUGGUUACGCCUUGCAAAGCAUCUCAUCCGGUGCUUUCGCUGGACUACGCAACAAAUAUUUGACCGUACGUUUGCACAACACUUCACUGACGGCAUUACCUCCGGCACUGCUACUACCCUUACCUCGGUCGGCCCAUAUUGACUUCAGCAUUGCUGGUUCGAAAGUAAGCACACUUACACAACCAUUUCUCAGCUCGUUGGAUGAUCGGAAAAACAGCAUCCAGAUUGACGGACUAGCAACGAAUCCGGUGCGAUGCGACUGUCAGGCGCGCGCCUUCCGUCGAUGGAUUCUUGCCACGAAAGUAAGCGAUGUGCGUUGUGCAAGUCCGGCACCAGUCGCCGGCAAACUACUCACUGAAGUUGGUGACAUUGAGCUGGUGUGUGACAAUCGCAGUAAAGCACCCACCAACCCUACACAACCGAUGAUAUCAAGCACCGGAACCGUUGUUGGUACUGGUACACGCACUACCCCAACGAUUAGCUUCUAUAACUACACGUCCGAAGUGCAGAUGACGAAAUCCGCAGCCACCACGGAGCAUGAUAUCAUCUGGAGCAUGCCACCCGUAUCCUCUUCCUCGACCACCACCCGCACCAAGGGUUCAAAGUCAAAGGUAUCUUCAGCGGCAAUGCCACCGCUUAAGAAGAUGCCUUCGGCGAAUGAUGACACGCUCAUCAUCGGCAUUGUUGGUGGUGUCGUGGUGUUCAUCUUUCUGCUCAUCAUCUGCAUUUGUAUUUGCCGGUUGAAGAUGAACAACGACAGUUACCACCAUCACCAUCCACGUGGUGGGCAUCCGAUGCCGAUGGGAAUGCCCGGCACGCUGCAGGUUAAUUACACGGGCAAAAAGGGACAACCUGCGGCCAUGUAUCCGACGCUUGCACCACCGUACGCUCAAAGUUACGCGACGCUGCCGUACAAACCGAACGGUUCACCGACUCAGGCCCGGCCUAGCUAUUCAACCAUCGGCCGAAUACCGUACCAGUAUCAGAACCACUCGCUCAUGUCCAGCCAGGCUGCGUUGCACCACCAGCAGCAGCAACAAUCGUCCGGUCCGGGCACUCUAACACACUCAUCCCACAAUCCGUACAUCGUGUACCAGGAUGACAAGGUGUAUCGAUGAUGCGGACAACCAAAAAGCAGCAGAAG